Molecule: messenger RNA, 5661 nt
Organism: Equus quagga
Lineage: Eukaryota; Metazoa; Chordata; Mammalia; Perissodactyla; Equidae
Gene: ZNF597
Product: zinc finger protein 597
Exons: 3
Coding region: 358-1632 (424 amino acids)
Biological process (GO): regulation of DNA-templated transcription
Source: RefSeq, a predicted model, not a curated record
UCCAGCAUCGGGGAGUAUGGGAGCGUGGGAGACUCUUCGUGCCCGCGGUUCUCGGUUUCGAGUCUCGGUCGGGCAUCACUUUCUGUUGCUUCUGUUUGAGUAGCAGGAGGCUUUUAAGAUCAUUAGUCCCGGAGUGGUAAGUGGGACCCGUCGGCCCGGGAGUCGGCCCUUCCGAGGCUGGGCCUGGGAGAGGAGCCGUUGGCUCGGGUCUUAAAGGCUUUGGGGAAGCGAGGACGCCUAGGGGUGCGUGGAGGAGCUUUGCAGCCGAAUUGGCCCUUCCAAGGACUAUCGUCUCCCCUUCUGGCUGUGUCCUGAAGUCCCCGUGGCGACUUGAAGAAGGCAUUCCCACCCACCGAGAUGGCGUCCACCCUCCCAGUAGUGGAGGCCCAGGGACCAAUGCUGUUUGAGGAUCUGGCUGUGUAUUUUUCUCAAGAGGAGUGUGUGAGUCUGCACCCUGCCCAGAGGUCCCUCAGCAGAGAUGCCACACAGGAGUGUUUCGAGGAUAUGGCCUUGAUAGGAGGGGAAGGCAAGACUGACAUUAAUCAGCAGGUAAAUGUAGAAUCUAUGGGACGUGAAGAGCUUGCCCUAGAAAAGUACUCCAUUGCCGUGCCCCUUGUCUGUUACCCAGAAGAAUCCUCUGAGAAUGGAGUUGGAAACCUUGAAAGGAAAAUAUCAGGUGGAACUUCUGCUUGCAAGAAAAGGUUCAUAAGCCUUUUAGUUACCAUUGAAAACCAUACCCCAUUAAUAGAACUAUCUCAAUGUUUAGGAACCAGAGCACUUUCUGAAAUUCUUGAAUGUCCUGGGGAAGAAGCCAAAAAUUCCUUCAAGUGUCCUGAAUGUGACCAAAGCUUCAGUGAUAAUUCACACCUUGUUUUGCAUCAGAAAACGCAUUUGGGAGAGAAAAAGUAUACAUGUAGUGACUGUGGGAAGAUUUUCAAUCAUAGAGCCAACCUGAGGACACACAGGAGAAUCCAUACUGGCGAGAAGCCUUAUCAGUGUGCUGAAUGCGGCAGCAGCUUCCGCCAACACUCGCAUCUGUCUCGGCACAUGAAUACCCACAAGAAGGAGAAGCCCUACACAUGUGGCAUAUGUGGGAGAGGUUUUAUGUGGCUCCCAGGAUUGGCACAACAUCAGAAAACCCACGCUGCCAAAAAAGCCUAUGAAUGUACUAACUGUGGUAAACAUUUUGGUCGGAAAGCAAAUCUUGCUUUGCGUGAGAAAAUGCACUCAUCAGCCACCCAGUACCGGUCCACUCAGUGUGUGAAAUGCUUCAGGCAGCCUUCACACCCUGCCCUCCCUGAGAAGGGCCACAAGGAUGAUUCUGAAUACUGUAGUGAUUGUAGGGAAAAUUUGCUUUCAUUCUCAAAAUUCAAACCCUUAAAAUGUCCUGAGUGUGCAAUGACCUUUCUUCGUAUUUCUGAGCUUAUUUCCCAUCAGAGCAUUCAUAGAGGGGAAAAGCCCCAUACAUGCAAAACAUGUGCAAAAAGUUUUAUUUUGGGCUCAGAGCUUGCAUGCCACCAGAAGAGCCACACAGGAGAGGAACCUUUUAGAUGUACCAGGUGUGGGAAAAGUUUCAGGUUGAAUACGCAUCUCGUUACUCAUCAGCGAACCCAUACAAAAAACACCAUGUAAAUAUAGCAAAGUCUCAUUAACACUUGUGGUUUCAGUAUCUAUACCGAAAACUGGGCAACAAUUACCCUUUAUGUCCUAGGCGUUAUACUAAGCACUUUACACACGUCCCACAUAAUAUGUCACUUAAUUUCAUCACAAUCUUGAUUUAGGCACUAUGAUUUCUAUUUUAUAAUUGAGGAAACAUAAAUUAAUGUCACAGGUAGUGAAUGAAACCAGGAUUCUAACUCAGUAACUCAAUUACUGUUCAGAUUCCAUUUGUAUGAGCCAGAGAACAACACAGAACUUUUUUUAAAUUCACUUUUCAUGAAAAUGAAGGUUAUUGCUACAGUUCUUUUAAUUUUGUUUACAUGGUUUCUAAGUAAGUUUUAGAAGGAGGAGAAUUUAUUUAUUUUUUGCCAGUUCUGCAGAUAUAGUAUCUAGGAAAGUAACUACUUUUAUACCUGUUUUAUACUUUUUUUUUUGGCUGUAAUGAUCUGAAUGUAAUAUUUGUAUGUGAUUAUUCUUGUUUUACAUGUGAAUUUCUGGAGGGGUUUAGGAGCCUUUUUUCCCCCACAUGUGAAAAGUUCCCAAACAGGGGUACUAGUUGGUGCCAUGACAGCUGUUAGUAUCCGGGGAGUUCCCAUUCUCAGAUCUGAUGCCAGUGGCCUUUGUGAUUCAAGCAUUUACGAGGAAUUUGGCAGUCUGACUAUAGCCCUUUCUGGUGCCUGGACUUGAUCGAGGGAAAGAUACUUACUCUUCUCUGAGAAUGUUUACCUCCAAGUCUCUACUGAAGCACAUUACCUGCCUUGCUAUGAAUAAUAGUAACUAUUGUUUAGUGAGCAUGUUAGAUACUUUUGGUAUAUUACCUAAUUUAAUCUUCAGAAUAAAUCUAUGACAGAGAAAGGACUACUAUCAUUUCAUAAAUGAGGAAACUGAAGCCCCUAGUGGGUAAAGUCAGUACCUUCCACAAGACACAACAAUAGCAAUGUGCUGAAGCUGGCAUUUCAUCUUGGGUCUCUCUGAUGCUGAAGGCCGUGCAUUCUGAGACACCGUGUUAUGUGUUGGCAUGUGCACCACAUAUUAGCACUGCAAGCAGCUGAGAUAGGUGGGUGAGGGUGGUCCUCAUGGGGGUACCCUGUGCAUGUGCCUCCUGGAACCCCUUCACUCCCUUUGUGCUGUAUCUCAAGCCUGACUUAUAUUUGUGGUUAUAAAGCAACAGAAAGACUCUCCAGGACCUCAAGUUUAAACUCCCAUCCCUACGAUCAGAUGAGAGAUUGCAAACUACAGAGUACAGUCCUUAUGGUUUUAGUGAAAAAAAAUUUCCUCAUUGCCAAAGAAAAAUACAUAUAGAAAAUUGUUAGGUUUAACCAAAAUACUUGACAAUAUACAGGUCUUUCGAUACUGCUGUUAUGUAUAAAUAUUGGAGCAAAAUAUUGCUAAAUGGAAUGGUUAUUAAUGUUAAAGAUCCAGAGAAUCUUGUAAAUAUACAUUCAUAUGGGAUUUCUCUUUAAAGCAUAAUUGUGUACCUGCCAGCAAAACAGCAUUUAAAUGGGCUUUUGACUGGGAUGUGAGAAUGGUCUUAUUCUAUUUAAAUACAGCAUUUGCUAAAAUGAUAUUAUCACUGGGAAACCUCAUGAGCAAUAAUAGGCAUCUGUAGGACUAACUGGAUGGCACGUAGUACCUGGAAGAUGUGGUCUUCCUACAGAACAGCAGAUUGAGAAUUGAAUGUACAAAAAGAUGCUGGUUACUGCUGUAAGCUCUUAAGCCGGAAGAUAUGGUUGAUGAGUAAGGAAAAUAGAAGCCAAUACCCCUACCCCAGGGAGGGGUAUUCCUUUUUCCCUUUUUUUGUUCUUAUUUCUUGUUUGCAGAUCCACAGUUGAGACCCCGUGCUCUGUAUGUCAAGGUCACACUUGGCUCUUUGUUUCUGAUGUCUCCACUCUUAGGAUACAGGACAGCAGUCUGCUGGGGCUUCAGGGUCUUAAAUAAAAAAGCAAGGUCUUCUGUAGGUUUUUCUUCAGCAAGUCUGUCUGUCUGAGGUGCUUAGAAUUGUGUAGAAAAAUGGUCUCCAGUUAGAUUUCUUAGCAGCCAGCUCUGGGAUAUAAUGAUCUUUGCCAAAUGCCAGGAAGCACCAAUCUCCCUGCUCUCCUGCUCUGCCUUUAGUGGGAGCAGCUGGCAUGGUGCCUCAUCAGUACAUAUUAGGGGCUCUCAUAUUUCAGCUGACUGAAUGAAGAGUUGCAGGGUGGGGAAUAAAAUUGGGAAAGCGGCUCCUCCUAGCAGAGUUGCUGCAGAAAGAAGUAGGGAAGUCUGUCUUAGAAGGCACUUGGACAGAAUGGGGCUGACAUACAGAUAGAAGCUGUCAUCCUUUCGUCUGCUCCUAAGAAAGAAUAGGGCAAGGUGAGGAUUUAUGCCAUCAGUGCUAUUCUGCACCUCAAGACGAAAAGUCGUCUUUCCAGAUGAGGCUUCCUUCACGAUGAACUUCAGGUUUUACAUUUUUCUUUAUUUUCCAGAUUUUGGAAGAUUAUGCCAAACCUCCAAAAGAGAUUAGAAAAAUAGCACUUCUGCAAAAACAUUAACAUACCCGUGAGUCUAAUUAAAAUGCCUUUUUGGUGUAAUAUUGUUAGUGAUUGGUAUGCAGGAAAAAGUUAAAAAGAAACCCAAAGCUCUGAGUGUCAGUUACUGUGAAAGAGGCAUAUUUUCCGUUGUUGCCUUUUUGUGCAUCUGAACCUAAACACAUUUGCUGGAUGUAAUUCAAGCUGCUCUGAGCCCAAGUUGCUGAAGGAAGAGGUCAGUAUCUGCCAGUGCGAUCCAUGCUGUUUUUAUGAUGAUGGUUUUUUUACCCUUCUCUUUACAGUGUCAACUGAUGGAGAUAGAUUCCACAGAUUGUCAUUAACCCAGAGAUGAUAUUAGCCUACCAGGUUAGCAUUAACAUAUACUGGAUAAAAGUUAAUAUAGGGAUGAAAAACUAAAUGCAGGAGUUUAUUGCUUUGAACAGUUGGUUCACUACAUUUUGUAGCAUGGAUGUUGAUCCACCGUGCAGAGUGAAAACUCUGUACUGAAGAAAUUAAGUCUUGAAUAAAUUUCUUGGUUUUUGUUGAUGCAGUGAUGAAAAUGUUUAUCAAAUCCUUAAUGUGAUUGCCAGCAUAUCAGGGUCUGUAACAGCCAUCACUGAGGAAAACAGCAUUGUUCCAGUAGUAUUCAGAUGUCAACAGUUUAUACUUUGUAAUUAAAGAAAUUGUGGAAUUUAGUUGUUAUUCUUGAAGGAGUUGGACUCAAAAUGGCUUUGUUUAGGACCUUUGUUACAUUGGGUAAUACUUCAUUCACAUCUCCCCAUUUAACAUAGAAAAUGACUAACCCAGUAAUUCAGGGAGUUAAGACUAAAAGCAAGUGACAUUUCACAGCAAGUGCCAUUUUGAAUCUUUGACUCCUGAGAUCCCAUAUAAAUAAGUGGCAUUGUUCUGAUGACUGCAGCAUGGUAUACGAUCUGAUACCGACGAUUUUGCUCAAAGUAAUCUGACAAUUUACUGCAUAUACGUACAAAGCAGGCUAUAGUUUAUCUGAAUAGAGUCUAUUUUGAAUUGUUUAUUAAACUUGUUAUCGCUAUAGGAUUUCAGUAGGAAAGGGUUUUUGCUUUGACCAUCUGUUUGAAAGUAACUAAAUGAUCUUCAUUAGAAGUGUAUUCAUCUGUUUUAGUUUUAUAGAUUGAGAGAGCUAUUGAUCUGAUACCAAGAUGACCAUUACCCAUCUUUUCAUGGCCCAUCUGACUACUGGUGUUUCAUCUUUUAUUUUUUGACAUCUCUCCUCACAUUAACAGUCUGGGGAGGAUGGGAAUAUGACACAUACAUUUAUAUAAACCUGAGAAUAUGCUGCAAUUUCUAGUUCCUUUGGAUACCUCAGAAGUAUGUUUGUUUUAUGCACUUGUACUGUUUAUGUCUGUUUAAUGUUUCGAUUUUACUGUUUUUGGUGCAUUCUCAUCAGUCAGCUCUAGAUUGCAAGCUCUCAUCAGGCAGUGAUUAUGUCUAUCCGAUGUGCAAUUUGGCAUCUAAUAAAUGC